Molecule: messenger RNA, 4602 nt
Organism: Microtus ochrogaster (prairie vole)
Lineage: Eukaryota; Metazoa; Chordata; Mammalia; Rodentia; Cricetidae
Gene: Wdr31
Product: WD repeat domain 31
Molecular function (GO): protein binding
Source: RefSeq, a predicted model, not a curated record
CGUGCCUGGUUGCUAGGGGCGGCGGCGCGGGAGUCCUUGGCAGCUGCAGAUGUUAGCUUCUCGUGCUUGCGGGCCUCGGUGCCAGCCCACCGAUCUCCUCGGUGCAAACAUAUGCUUAGACAGACGGAAGAUUAAGCUGAGCGUCCUCUUGUUAACUUACAGAGAUUAGGAAGGGGCUGUUGGCUGUUUCCAGAGGCUGAGUGAACUACAGAUCAUCAAAUACAGCAGCUCACCAAGAAGAUACUGUUGUUUGGGGGGGAACACACUGCCCAGUGACGCGAGGGAUGCCGCUGCCCAGCUGCCAACUGAAACCAGCUCUUCCUCAGGUUUUCCGUAGACUCUGGGCUGUGAUGGGGAAACUGCAGAGCAAACUCAGACACAGCACUUACAAGUACAGCAGGCCUGACGGACAUAUAGAAGAGGGAGUCCAGACUAAAGCAUCCCUGGAGUACAGCCCCGCUCAUGUGGAUUCUGUCUCUGUGGUUGCCACUCUGAGCUCAGACCUGUGUGUCUCUGGAGGAAAAGACAAGACCGCUGUGGCCUAUAAUUGGAAAACUGGACACGUGGUGAAAAGGUUCAGAGGGCAUGAGCGGGAAAUCACUAAGAUAGCCUGUAUUCCCAAAUCAAAGCAGUUUUUCAGCGCCUCUCGAGACAAGAGCGUCCUGAUGUGGGACCUGCAGGGCUCCUCCCAGCCCAGGCAGGAGCUGUCUGGCCAUGCCAUGGUGGUCACUGGCUUGGCUGUGAGUCCAGACUCAUCACAGCUGUGCACCGGCUCUCGCGACAACAGCCUGCUGCUGUGGGAUGUGGGGACUGGACGGUGUGUGCGGAGAGCGUCUGUCUCCAGGAACCUGGUCACUCACCUGUGCUGGGUCCCCAGAGAGCCAUAUGUACUCCAGUCCUCUGAGGAUAAGACCAUCAGAUUGUGGGAUAGUCGGGGGCUUCAGGUGGCUCAUGUGUUUCCCACAAAGCAGCACAUCCAGACCCACUGUGAAGUCAGCAUGGAUGGACACAUGUGUAUCUCUUGCAGCAGCGGCUUUGGGGGUGAAGGCUGUGAAGCCACGUUGUGGGACCUCAGGCAGACAAGAGACAGAGUGUGUGAGUAUAAGGGGCACUUCCAAACAGUUGCAUCCUGUGUCUUUCUACCCAAAUCCAUGGCCUUGAUGCCUGUGAUUGCUACCUCAGCUCAUGACUCCACAGUGAAGAUUUGGAACCAAGAUACUGGAGCCUGCCUUUUCACCUUGUCUCUGGAUGGAUCGGGACCCUUGACCUCCCUGGCUGUUGGUGACAUCACCUCCUUGUUAUGUGCGAGUUUCUACAGAGGAGUUCACGUACUCAGAGUGGACUGCAGCCGAGAGCUGGAGCUGCAGGAAGUGGCAGCCUUCUGAGGCCAAGACACUGACUAGACAAUAUCAGACCAUAGCCCCUCCUUUCUCUGUGGCUUUGUGUUUUUCCACAUGAUCUUGGGGAGUGGGGUGCAAGUCUGGUGUUCUUUUCUUAGGGUCACUUAGAAGGCAUAUCCGGGUUAGGUGUUGGUUUAAGUCCAGUGCUUACAAAGUCAGGGUGUGGCCCAGACUGGUCUUGAACUCACAGCAACCUUCUUGCCUCAGUCUCCUGACUGUUGGCAUUAAAGGUGUGAGACUGCACUCAAUAGAAAGUUCUUAAUCUCAAGGAAAUCCAAAUGGAAUUUUUAUCCAAAUGUGAGCUUUUGGGACUACUCUUCAAAAGAAAUGUACUUACUGGUCAAGAUGAUGGCUGGGGCCUAAGAGUGGCAAGCCUCUGUGAGCACGAAAAUGCGGGCUGGAGUCUCCAUGAAGGACAAUGUUUCGAGACAAAUCAAGUUGGUAAUAGUGUUGUUCCACAGAGGAAGUGGAUGGCAGGCAGUGAGAUUAAACUCAGUCACCUCAAAGCCACUUAGGGUAAGAGAGCAAAGGCGUCUAACUCCCUGGGCCUGUGCUGCCCAGGGGCACACAAACAAGAACAAGGACACUGCCCCAAUUACAGGGAUUAUUAAGCCUGCCCCAUGUUCCAAAAGGCAGAGGGGAUGGGAGACUAAGGCUAAGCAAUAUGCGUCUGUAAUUUGGGUAUUUUUAUUUAUAUAAGAAACACUGUACACCUCCAUCCUCCCUACCUCCCACCCCUGGGAACGGCCAGAGGCAAAGGAGUCAUCUCUGGAACAGAACAUGGAACACAGAGAGAUGGAUUCAUCUGAGUCCAGCAACCGCGCACCCUUCAGUGAGGAGGGUCCAGGCCACUGUGCAGCUCCCACAAGUCCAGUCUUCAGCCUUGAGCUCAGAAGUCCAUUUUGCUUUGGAUGAGUCCUAAAAUAAGACACCUGAGGCCUGGCCAGAGAAUGGCCACCUGUGUCCCUGUGGAUCAUGCCUGUCCAUGGUUCAGAGCUGACUGCCAUUUCCUCUCUCCCUCCUGUUGUCCCCAGGGUCAGGGGGUUCCUCACAUGUAAUAAGGUACUCAGGACCUUCACAGGGCUGUUCCUGAGGGCAAGCUGCAAGGGAGUCACGCAGUCUUGUCUAGACUGAAUGCUCCUUCACAAUAAACAUUUGCCUUCCCUCAUCUGUCUUACUUUCUAAUCUUUCAGCCUUUCAGUUCCCUGAUUUUUGGAUGACAAGGGAGUAGUGUAAGGGGGAGUUACUUCAUUGAAUACCUACAGUAGGCUAAGUAGAGUCUCAUUAAAUGCCAAAUGAUGUUCCCAUUUCACAGAUGGGAAAGCCAAGGCCCAGAGACAUGCAGCACUUUGACCACAGUUAUAAGCAUAGGAAGGGGAAAGACAGACUUGAAGCUAGGCAGUCCUCUACCCCCUUUUACCUUGGCUAUUUUAGACAUUCAUAGACCAUGAUGUUAGGGUUUUUUUGUUGUUGUUAUUUAUCUAGUUCUGGAGAUUAAACAUAUCAUUCCUGCUAUGCCACUGAGCUGUCCCCUUGGCUCUAGUGGGUUCCUGGGUGCUGUAGACAGGUCACCUCUUAGGACAAGGAAACCCUAGUGUGUGCUGGAUUCAUAGUGCUACCGCUGACAGAUUCUUCUGGACGGAGGCAGUAAGAAAGGAGCGGGUUGGGCGGGGUCCCCUGGUGAGUUAGAGGAUUCUGCACCAAUAUUGUCCCUUCCUGAACUCUGACUGUGUGCUUGAUGUCAGGUUUCCAACCUGUGCCUGAGAAGCAGAAAGAUGAGCAAACGCUCACAUUCAAAGAGCCUUUUAAAAGUCAUGAACUCUUCGUUGUGGAGGCCGCCCUCUACGUUCAUAUAAGGGAAUGUUCCAGAAAAGUCUCUUGUCAGUUAUAGAUUGAAAUUUAAGCACAUUUAUAUAUUAACAUUUACCAUUAGGAUAAACAUACACUAAGGAAAAUGAGUGGCAAUUAUUAAUGGUCUUCACAUAGCCUAGGGUUAGCAGCAAAGUGCGGGACCCAGGUUACUUGGAGAGUGUAACCUCUCAGCACUGAGGAGUAGGACCUUGGCCAUUCUGAGUGGUCCUUCAAAGCAGUUUCAUCAUAAGCACUAGAGUCGGCUGUGGUGGUAGGAGCCUGUGUCCCUGCAUGUUGGAGGUAGAGCAGGGGUCAGGAGCUCACACCACCUGCCCACACACACCCCCAAUUACAAAGAUUGCUAGUUGUUUGCCCAAAGUUGGCACAUCCUGGCACGGGCUGGCCAGUUAAUUCUACAUUUCAGCCAGGUGUGCCGUGGGGAUAUCUUGGAAAUUAUGGUCAUUGCAUUCACCAAUCAGCUUGAAAGGCAUGCGAAUGUGUGGGUCAGAAUGCCCCCCCAGGCCCACCCCCACUACCCCACUAGAGGAGUUUGGAGGUUUGAUAAAUGCUUCUGCAGCCCAGAUGAGGUCAGAACGGUUGGGUGGCCAGGGCCCUGGGUCACCAUGAGUUGAGCUGCUCUGCCUGCCAGCCUAGCUACACUGCUGCAGAAAGAGAAAUGAGCCUCUUUAAUCUUCUACAUAACUAUUUUACUAGGUUUAGUAACCAUAAGGAAUUUUGAGAUGUGUAAGCUUAAAUCUCUGAUUUCAUAAGUUGAAAAUAUUCUAGAAACCAAGACCUAGCAGCAGACGGGUGCAGGACAGGGAACUAGUAGGUUGCGCUGUUCCACACCCACAUUAAAUUCUGCCCCCCCCCGUUUCCUAUGUUUUGUAACUGUGGGCAAAUUGCUGCAUGUCGCUGAGCCUCAGCUUUCCCAUCUGUGAAAUGGGAACAUCAUUGGUGACUUUAAUUUGACCCUCACAGUCCUUUACACUGCAGGAAUGAAGUCGUAUGAAUGACAUCACUGUGGGCCUCAGCUCAACACAGCCUGGUCCACGAUCCAUGACUCUUGCUUUAAGACUAUAUUUGGGGUGUUUGUGAUGCUGCGAGAGACGCAGGUGAAGCAAGCAUGGACUGUCCAGGCUGCCUUUGCUUAGCAUGUUUGUGACAUUGACACCAUCCUCGUUAUUGGGCAGGAGUGUUUGUGCAUGGAAUUGGCACGUGGGUAGUUUCUAGUUUGGGACUCACAUGACAUAUGCUUGUGUCUGGAACAUCCUCAUAUCAUGUCUUUGGGUGUGCACAUGCUUGUGUCUGUGCUGUGGGACAAUGGCCAAAUAUAUGGUGGCUUGGGAGA